UUUGCUCUCAAAGAUCUCCAUCACAAACAACCAAUAGCAGCAAGUGGUGGCGGUGAAAAAGAAGCUGCUGCAACCGUAUUCCGAUAGACUGGCUCAUGCUAAUCACUCCUUUACGCUCUCUUGGUUCUGGAUUCUUACGUACAAAACCUCUCAUCAGUCUUCGCUGCUACAAUCGUUCAUUGUAUAGAAAUUAUACGCCUUCAUCAAGCAUAAAAAUCAAGUCGACACUACCACCUUUAAGAAGAUUCGCAACAAUGGCUCAAACUCAGACUCAAGGUAAUUUUGACCUUAUCAAAACUGUCAAUUUAGACUAUGCUCCGGGCAUGUCGGUAGAGAAGUGGAAGAGUAGGGUGACAGGAAUGACUGUUUACUGGGCAAAUUUUGAAAGUCCACUUUUGAAUUGUUACUGCACAAUUGCCAGUGAGAUCUUUAAUGACAGUGGUGUUCCGCACACACUAGAACAUCUAAUCUUCUUGGGAUCAGAGCAAUACCCAUACAAAGGAAUGCUAGACACUCUUGCCAAUCGAGCAUUCGCACAAGGCACAAACGCAUGGACAGCUCAAGACCAUACAGCAUAUACACUCACAACCGCAGGUUCAGACGGCUUUUUACGUAUGCUACCAAUUUAUCUCGAUCACGUCUUCCAUCCAACUCUUACAAAAGAAGGUUUCGUGACUGAAGUAUAUCACGUCAACGGAAAAGGUGAAGAUGCUGGUGUUGUGUUCUCCGAGAUGCAAGGUUGCGAAAAUGUUUCGAGCAGUUUGAUGCAAUUGGCUUAUCAGAGAAAAGUAUAUCCAAAUUCGUCCGCAUACAGAAGUGAAACUGGAGGUCUAAUGUCAGCUUUGCGUGUGUUGACUAUUGACGAGAUUAGAAAAUAUCAUCACAAAUACUACGAACCCUACAAUACAGCAUUGGUCGUAUGUGGACCGCUGGAUCGUAAGGUGUUAUUCGACAGCAUUCAGCCUACAGAAGAGAGACUAGUACAACAUGGCAUCAAUGGAGCACCGCAAGGAUGGAAGAGACCGUUCAUGGACACUCCAUCAGCAAAAGUACCACAAAUGAAAGAGCAUCGUACAGCUAUUGUAGUCGACUUUCCCGAACGUGAUGAAAGCAUGGGUGAAGUGAUGAUCUCUUGGAACGGUCCACGGGUGGAUGACUGGGUCACUGCAGAGGCUAUUAGUCUUUUAGGUACAUACUUGACCGAUUCAGCUGUAAGCCCGAUCCAACAAGCUUUCGUCGAAAGGGAAGAUCCUCUAUGCACAGACGUAUACUACUCCACUACAGACAAAGCAGGCGCAUCAACGAUUGAGAUGUACAUGUCUAGUGUUCCUACAGAACAUUUGGAAGCUUUGGACAAGAAAUUGGUCGAUGAAGUACUUACAAAGGUCGCAGAGAAAGGAAUCGAUAUGGAGCGUAUUAAAAUGUUGAUCAAGAGAGAACGUGUCAAACUUCUUAACAUGCUAGAGACGAAACCAGCAGAUGCAUUCAGUGAUGUCAUCAUCAAUGAUUUCCUGUAUGGAAGUCAAGACGGACAAGACUUACAGAAAUCGAUGGACGAGAUGAAACGAUUUGAUAUCCUUGAUUCUUGGAGCUCAGAUCAAUGGAUCAAUCUAUUGAAACAGUAUUUGAUCGCAAAUCAAAGAGUGGUGAUCAGCGGUAAGCCUUCCUCAAAAUUGUCAGACAAUCUAAAAAGCGAGACAAAAGCACUUAUCGAAAAGCGCAAAGAAGAUUUGGGCGAAAAAGGUCUCGAAAAGCUUGCUGAGACUGUCAAAGAAGCACAAAAGGCAAAUGAUGUCCCUAUCCCGAAUGAUGUCUUGACCCAAUUCAAGAUUCCAAAUGUGGACUCAAUCAACUGGAUUGGCGUUGGUAUUGCUACAGAGAAUGGUCCGAAGAAGUCUGGCUAUCGAGAAUCAAACGAGCCAUCUGAUAAGAAAUUAAGGGAGCAUCUGAAGCAGAGCGAGCACGCUUCAUUGCCCUUUGCAGUGCAUUGGGGAGACGUUAGGUCUAACUUUGUCACUUUGACGAUGCUCUUCAAUACUGCUUCUUUGCCUGCAAAAUUGCGUCCUUUGAUGAGCUUAUUUAUGAGCUCAAUCUGGUCUUUGCCUAUCAAAAAGCCUGACGGUACUCAGUUGACGUACGAAGAAGUUGUUAAAGGUUUGGAUGAGGAUACGCUCGAGUAUGAUGCAAACUUGGGCUAUGGAUCUGGAUUUGCUGAGAUGGCAAGUAUGGAGAUCAAAGUCGAACGCAGCAAGUACGAGCAAGGUUUCAACUGGCUAAGAGACAUUAUUUGGUUCUCUGAGCUCUCUUUAGAUCGAAUUCGUGUCAACGGUUCCAAGGUUUCUCAAUCAUUACCUGAGCAAAGACGUGAUGGUAGAAUGAUGUCAUGGGCUUUAGCACGAUCUUUGACCCACUCGGGAGAAUUAUCUACCAAUAUCAACAACUCGAUUCUCAAGCAGAGUGAGGUUAUUCCUGAUGUGGUUAGCCGGCUUUCAUCUGACAAAGAAGCACGGCAAGUGAUCAACGAAUUACAAGAAUUGAGAGAUAUCCUAUUCCAACCCAAGAACAUGAUUGUGGCUGUUGCAGGUGAUAUCGUCAGCUUGCCUUCGCCACACGCACCACUUGUCUCCCUUGCCAAGACUUUGGGAUGGAACGCAAGCGCUACAGAUACAGGAGAGGUGCAAAUUCCAUUCUCUCGAGAUGUUUUGACUCCAUUGGGUCAAUCACCAUCAUCGAAAGGUGUAAUCACUCCUUUAUCCACUAUCGAGAGUUCUUUCGCCGUAUUUUCAGCAAAGGGUAUUGCUGGUUGGAAUGAACCUGAUUCAGCUGCAUUGGCGGUCACCAUUAGCGUAUUGAAUGCUUUGGAGUCCUAUCUCUGGCGUUACAUUCGCGGUGCGGGAUUGGCAUAUGGAGCUUCGAUUCGAUCAGAUAUUGAAGCACAACUGAUCCAUUUCACCUUAUAUCGAUCACCCGAUUCGGCAAAAGCAUUUACUGCAGCUGCUGAUGUGAUUGGUAAAUUGGUGAAAGGAGAGAUUGAGAUGGACGAUACAGUUUUGGAUAGCGCAAAAAGUAGUUUGUGCUUCAGCGUUGCUGAUAGUGAAGGAACCGUUGGACAAGCUGCAAGUGAAGCGUUCUCCGAUACAGUCUUACGUGGAUUACCAAAAGGAAGAGGAAGAUGGUUAUUGGCAGAAGCGAAAAAGGUUACUCAAGAACAAGUUCGAGCUUGUUUGGCAAAGUAUAUUCAACCGAUCUUUGAUCCUAAACGAUCUAUCUGUGCGAUCGCUUGUUCGCCCUCCAACAUUGAUGAAAUGCAAGAAGCACUUCAAAAGAUUGGAUAUGAAAUGGAGAAAAGGGAGCUCAAUUAUGCUGACGAAGACGAUGAGGAAAGUAGCGGUAGUGACUCAGAUGACGAAGGCGAUGAGAGUGAUAGCGACAUGAGCGGCGUCGAAGAAAGCGCCAAGCAGAAGUUGUGAGAACUGCAACACAAAUCAAAACGUUCCUUUUGCAAUCAUGCACAAGAGAGAUGUACAUUGCUUUUAUCGUUCAUGAAUGUAUAUGAUACAAUUGAAAUGAUGAUGAUGAUGAUGCUUUAACAGCUGCUUA
Meira miltonrushii is the source of this 3600-nucleotide messenger RNA. RefSeq lists its product as uncharacterized. The record is from RefSeq and is a predicted model, not a curated record. NCBI's taxonomy places the organism in Eukaryota, Fungi, Basidiomycota, Exobasidiomycetes, Exobasidiales, Brachybasidiaceae. The coding region runs from base 255 to 3470 and encodes 1071 amino acids. Gene Ontology annotation, molecular function: metal ion binding. The transcript has a single exon.